This is a messenger RNA of Debaryomyces hansenii CBS767, 633 nucleotides long. It is a transcript of the gene SFT2, whose product is annotated as Sft2p. The record is from RefSeq and is a predicted model, not a curated record. Bases 1 to 633 code for a protein of 210 amino acids. Gene Ontology annotation, biological process: vesicle-mediated transport. NCBI's taxonomy places the organism in Eukaryota, Fungi, Ascomycota, Pichiomycetes, Serinales, Debaryomycetaceae. Gene Ontology annotation, cellular component: membrane. The transcript has a single exon.
AUGUCCGAACCAGAAAGUGCAUUCAGACAACAGUUCAGCAGCUGGACUAACAAUAAUAACAAUAGUAAUGCUAGAACUUCAGUACCACCAUUUUCUAAUUGGUCAGACUACAUUAGAACAAGUGCUAAUGAUUUGUAUGUGUCAUUGCCUUCGUAUAAUAGUGGAUCACAACAGGCAAUAGAAGAACCAUCAUGGUUUAAACUAUCUAGAUUUGAGAAGAUGUUAGGGUUUGCUUGUUGUUUAGGAGGAUCAGCGCUAUGUUUUAUUAUCAGUUUCUUUUUAUUUCCCGUGUUAGCAUUAAAACCUAGGAAGUUUGGACUCUUAUGGUCGAUGGGAUCAUUCUUGUUUGUGAUAUCGUUUGGAAUAUUACAGGGCCCCUACCACUACACUAAGCAUUUACUUUCGAAGGAUAGGAUAGUGUUCACAACAAUUUUUUUUGGAUCGGUGUUAUCCACGAUGUACGCAGCUGUGGUCUUGAAGAGCACUCUACUCACAAUAUUUUGCUGUGUGAUCGAAAUCUUCGCUGUGCUAUACUACACGCUAAGCUACUUUCCAUUCGGUGCGCAAACUGUCACCUUCUUCACGAGCUACAUCGUUGGAUACGUUGGUGGUUUAUUUGGUGGUUUACUAUAG